Molecule: messenger RNA, 1069 nt
Organism: Amaranthus tricolor (Joseph's coat)
Lineage: Eukaryota; Viridiplantae; Streptophyta; Magnoliopsida; Caryophyllales; Amaranthaceae
Product: protein MAINTENANCE OF MERISTEMS-like
Exons: 2
Coding region: 3-1067 (354 amino acids)
Biological process (GO): meristem maintenance; meristem development
Source: RefSeq, a predicted model, not a curated record
AGAUGACGAUUAUGUUGCACGACGUGCAACGCAUAUUGGGCAUUUCUAUUGAUGGUUCUCUGCCGGCUGAGCCUUCGGAGGCGGAGUGGGAGGUUGGUAUCACCAAUCUGGUCGGCGAGCCUCUGUCUGAGCUUCGACGUAAAGGUUCAUUCACCAGCGGAUGCAUAAGCGUUGCUGAACUGAUGCGACUGUGUCAUAGGUCGCAGGCCUUGGAUACCCAGACCACAGCGUACUACAUGGCUGUCAUCGGCUCUACCUUGUUGGCGGAUAAGACCAGGACUGGCAUGCGACCUCACCCGAUAGUUGUCGUCAACGACGAUGAACAGGACGUGGCCUGGGGUGCGGUGACCUUGGCGUUCUUGUACAGGCAGCUCGGAAUGGCAUCUAGGGCUGGUUGCAAGACCAUUGCUGGAUGCCUCACAUUGCUCCAGACAUGGAUCUAUGAGUACUUCCCCGCUUUCCGCCCUCAUCCUCGCCGAGAUGAUGUGCCAAACAUGACUAGGGCGGAGAUGUGGACGCCGAAGAAAGUAGGUCGUGAGCUGGACAGGUUGAUGGAGUUCCGCAAGGUUCUGGACUCAAUGACAGAGACUCAGGUUGAAUGGACUCCCUACAAUUUUUCUGCUGCUGCGUUGCUGAAUGAGCACCCACGCACCACAGUCAUCGGGGGUAUCACCUGCUUUGAUGUUGUGGAGGUGUAUUUGCCGGAGCGGGCAUUGCGACAGAUUGGGUUCGUGCAGUCUAUUCCUCCAGCUCCUAUUAGACCAGCCAAGGCUCUUCGACCGGCACACGGAACCUACUCCGUGACCUUUCCUUCUUCUGCUGCUGCAUUUGUGGAGGCGUGGAGUAGGUUCCCCUACAGUGCCCGCCUUGUAGAGCAGGGACUUCGACGGGCUACUGUUCCUUCAGAGACUGAACCUAAUUACGUUGAAUGGUUUAGAGUGUGCUCGCACCCGUACAUAUCCCGAGACGAAUUGCUGGCUUCCGGUCCUGGUCCUGGUCAGAGCAGAUCUGAUUACGUGAGUUUUAUUAUCAAUUUUUUUUCCAGGUUCUUUUUUUUAAUGAAUUAAUA